Messenger RNA from Puccinia graminis f. sp. tritici CRL 75-36-700-3, 759 nucleotides. RefSeq lists its product as uncharacterized. The record is from RefSeq and is a predicted model, not a curated record. Bases 147 to 527 code for a protein of 126 amino acids. NCBI's taxonomy places the organism in Eukaryota, Fungi, Basidiomycota, Pucciniomycetes, Pucciniales, Pucciniaceae. The transcript has 2 exons.
ACAAGUACAGGACCCAGAUUCCACGCAACAUGAUUCUACUUGCAACCCGCACGUGUUACAUAACAAACACCUUAUAAGCAGCUUGCUGCUUGCUUGCCCAACUUGCAUCCCGGCAUCAGUCACCUCAACAUCAUCAACAAUCCAUCAUGGCUUUCCAGAAAAUCCUACUUGUAGCUCUCCUCAUAGCAUCGGUGGCAUUUGGCCGCUCCCUUGUCAACUUGAAUCGAGGGUUGGACAUUGCGUUACACAAGAGAAGUCUUCCGGCCGUUGAUGACUUCCAUCACAGAUCCCUACAAAGAAGAGACUCGAUUCCUACCCAAGGAAAGGAAGGAGCCGAGGAACAAAAAGAACAGGCCAAUCAACACGGUGACUUGAAGACUGGCGCGCUGAAAACGUCGGAAAACGUCGUGGCUGGUUCCCAAGAUCCCAACAACGUUGGCUCAAAACAGAACAAUCAAUACGGGGACAACAAAGUACAUUCGGUUACUUUUCUUCCUACUCCAGGACAUCACGAGGACGGUCCUUAAUCAGAAGGAGUUCGGCUCCGAAAUGAGGAGGAAAUGCGGCUUCAUGUCAAGAUGCAUCAGUAGUUUGAACCCGGCCUGCAGAAAAGUCUAUCCAUGACAUUGAAGGAUUUCACCAACUUGUUUCCUUUCAACUUAUGAAAUAAAUUAUUGCGCCCUUUUCACGGAAUCAUUUUCAAGACAUAUUCUUCUUUCUUUUACUGCUGUUGCUGCAACUGCAUGUUGUCAUUCUUGC